Molecule: messenger RNA, 784 nt
Organism: Frankliniella occidentalis (western flower thrips)
Lineage: Eukaryota; Metazoa; Arthropoda; Insecta; Thysanoptera; Thripidae
Product: NADH dehydrogenase [ubiquinone] 1 alpha subcomplex assembly factor 2
Exons: 2
Coding region: 217-675 (152 amino acids)
Biological process (GO): mitochondrial respiratory chain complex I assembly
Cellular component (GO): membrane
Source: RefSeq, a predicted model, not a curated record
CCGGCCUACGCGGCUCGGGCGAAUCUCGGGCGGGUACCUUACUUUACUCAUGCUUUACCGUAUACGUCAAGAACAACAACAAUAAUUGUGUAACGCGAAAUCAUUGAUUUGUCAUUUUAGGAGUUGUCUCUCUUUUGUGCUAAAAAGUAAGUGACAUCAAAGUUUUCAUGCGUUUUAAGAAAUCUCUUUGCUAAUCUUCCAGUACAGGACACUGAAAUGGCUCGACCACCCCGUAGGCUGUUGCUACAAGCCUUUCAAAGUUUUUUGAACUCGUUCAAAAGGCAUCAAACUAAACCAGUUUUAAAGGGGGAAGAUAGUCUUGGAAACAAAUACUUUGAAUCGGUACCAACUGCUGCGUCAAAUAGAACUAAGCCCCAUAGGUAUUAUUUACCUAGGGCAGGCGAAGAGGAUUUCCACCAGGAGUUACCAGCGGAGUGGGAGGCAUGGCUCAGAGGUCGAAGGAAAGUACCUCCAACCCCAGAGGAGAUUGCCCAAAAUUAUCAAACAAUGCUGCAGACUAAAGAGAAUGCCAGAAAACUUGCAGCUGAAAGUAAAGAUUCAAAAUUACUGGAUAACCCUAGCAGCCCUCGAGGAUAUGAAUCUUUUCCUAAAUACGGAAGUGAAUUUGAGGAUAUACCCGGAAGGUUUUUGGACAAGAAGGACUCAAAAUCAUGAGUCAUUAUCUGUUACCUGCUAGUACUACAGCGACUGGCACUCACAUUGGUCAGUCAAGUAUAUGUUAAUUAUUACAUUAGGACAGAAAUAAAACAUGUACAUACUAUUA